Puccinia triticina is the source of this 1287-nucleotide messenger RNA. RefSeq lists its product as uncharacterized. The transcript has 7 exons. The record is from RefSeq and is a predicted model, not a curated record. Gene Ontology annotation, molecular function: DNA-directed DNA polymerase activity. The coding region runs from base 1 to 1287 and encodes 428 amino acids. Gene Ontology annotation, biological process: DNA synthesis involved in UV-damage excision repair; DNA strand elongation involved in DNA replication; DNA replication. Gene Ontology annotation, cellular component: delta DNA polymerase complex; nucleus. Lineage: Eukaryota; Fungi; Basidiomycota; Pucciniomycetes; Pucciniales; Pucciniaceae.
AUGGAGACAGUCGAUGUCCAGCUAGUCCAGAAAUGGAUCCGACAGCAGAUCAUGUUCGACCAAGCAACCGUUACGUAUCGAGACUUGGCUACGGAAGCGGCUUGUGGCAUCGACCGAGCGCGUCAACUGCUGGAAGAGUUCUGUGGUUCCGAGGACGCUAAGCGGUUGAAGGUGGAACCGACUUAUUUGAUUUUUGGAGCCGACAAGAAGCCCGUUGCAGAGUCCAUCAAAACAUCCAAGGUCGAAAGGGCCCGGGCUUCUGAACUUGAAGAGUUCAAAUCAAAGUUUGACUCAGUGUCGUAUGUACAAAUCUAUAGCAUCAGUGCCACUCAAGCUCCCGAUCCAAACUUACUGAAGUCAUAUACAGAGGCACGGAUCAGCUUACAACCUAAAUCUAACAAAAAACUAACGACAGAAUCAUCAGCAAAGGAGAGCAAGGCUACAGAUUCGGAAUCAUCGAGGAAGCAGGCAGAACCAAAGAGCCUAGGUUCCAAGAGGAAUGAAGCAGAUGACGCGAAGAAGCCAGCCUCUUCUAAGCCCAACAAGAGGAAAGAGAGUGUGGACAGCGUCCAGGAAAAGCCAGCCACCACUGCCAAAACCACUCAAACUAAACUGAACGCUAAGAAACCAACGAAAGCGUCCACUGAUAACAACGGGAACGCCGACAGUGAGUGCGAGGUCCUCCCCACCGUUCCCGCUAAGCGUCCGGCUACCGAGGCCGACCAUCGGAAAAGCUCGGCCGACAAGAAAUCAAAGACCGAUUCUCCAAGAACGACGACUGCGAAAGAGCCGAGCAAGAAGGCCAAAGGAGACGAAGAACAACAAGAUGAAGAAGUGUCCACGUCAAAAGAGCCUUCGGAGCGGAAACGGGUGACGAAGACGCGGCUGGUGAAGAAGAAAAAGAUCGUCCGAGUGAAGGAUAAGAAGGGCUACCGGGUGAACCGGGAAGAGGUCGAGGAAGUCGAGGAGACGUACACGGAUUGGGAAAGCGCGUCUCCUCCCGCUUCUCCUCCCCCCACAUCCUCCAAAAAGAAUAUCAAGAAGGUUAAGAUGGACACUACUCCGGAGACGAGUAGUAAGGGCGACAGAAAUGACGCCGCGAAAACGGAUAAGGGCAAGACGACGACGCCUGCCGAUCCUGCGCCGGCCUCGAAACCGCCCUCUCAGUCUCUUCCUGCAGCCAAGAACCCUCCUCCGAAUCCACCGACCAAGAAAAAACCUGGGUCGACCGCGAAACAACAGCCCAAAGAGCAAUCUAAUAUCACCAGUUUUUUCAAGAAAGCUUAA